GGCGUCGUGGCGUUGGGCGCCUGGGACGUGGCGUCAACGGCCCCAUCCGGCGCCGGCGGCGGGUGCCCGGCGGUCUUUGCUGCCGCCCGGGGGCGCAGAGGCCGGGCCUUUUCUUUCAGCACAAACGUCAGUUUGUAAAAGGGUGGGGCUGGAGUCUGAGGAGUUUUCAGGCUUCCGUCUCGAAGGAAGUCUGGCAGGCUCGGAAUUGUCAUCUUCCUCAGGCAAAUAGUUUUUCACCUUAGAGCCAGCAAGGCCAAACCGUCCAGUCACCCGACUUCCCACAGUCUCAGCAGGGAGGAAUAAGUUUUUUUCAUCUGUAAUUUGGAAGCCAAGUCAGUAACAAAAUGAAACCAGUAAAGCAUCUGUUGACCACCAGUAACAAAUCGGCAAAUGUUCCAGCAUUAACUACUAAAAAAGGACUACAUAAUUUACCAUUAUCACCUGAACUAAAGGAAAAACAUAAUGCAAAAUUAAUUCAUGAUAAAAUUGAACCAAUGGUCCUAAGAUCUCCACCAACAGGAGAAUCCAUUUUACGGUAUGCUUUGCCCAUUCCAUCGAGUAAGACAAAGAACUUACUACCAGAAGAUGAAAUGAUCGGAAAAAUCAUCAAACAUCUGAAGAUGGUUGUUUCCACUUUGGAAGAAACCUAUGGACAUUGCGAUCAGAAUGGAGAAGAACCAUUUGUAAAGCAUGAACAUGAAGAAUUAUCUUUAUCUGUUGGGGAUGAUAUGAAUUCAUUCUUGACAUAUUGUUCGCAAUUUGCAGCUCAGCUAGAAGAAGCACUUAAAGAAGAACAAAAUAUUUUGGAAUCUCUUUUUAAGUGGUUUCAGUGGCAGGUCAAUCAGAUGGAAGAAAUAAGUAAAGAUCAAACUCUCUUACAAGCAGAGCCUCCAAAACCUGACAAAACAGUCAUUUUAAAUAUUGCAGAAAUAGUAAGGCUUGUACAAAGAUUUGAAGAACUGAAGAAUCGCCUUAAACAGAGGUCUAAAUCCUCCAUGAAAGUCAUGUUGUCUAAAACUAUGGAUAAAGAAAAUCGACCAGAAGCAAUGAAAAGUUGUGAAGCUCUGGCACAGAAAAUUGAAGAAUUCAUAGAAGCCCACUCAACUGAUGAAUUUAAAGAUGUUUCUGCAACAGAACCACAAACUGCUCAUUCAAUGACUAAUCGAUUUAAUGCCAUGUUGAAAGUAUUUGAAAACCAGGCAAAUAUGUUGGAGAGAGCUGUAAAUGAUCAAGUUUUGUUAGAUGCUGAAUACAAACAGAUGCAACGUGAUUUUCAGUUGUUGUCAGAAGAGAAGUUGGUGCUGGAAAAUGAACUACAAAAGUUGAAGGACAAAGAGAAAACUAAGCCUACAAAUAAUCGAACAAAGAAAGCUGUGAAAACAGUGAAGAAAAAAGACAAAGGAAAAUCUGAGGAUUCAGAAAAGAAGAUGUCUCCAGAAAAAGAGUUUAAAAUAAAAGAAGAUUUGGAUCAAGUACAGAAAGUAGCACGUCUGGAAAUUGAGAACAAAGUCCUUCAGGAGCAAUUGAAACAGGCUUUACAGGAAGCUGAAAAAGCUAAGCAUCAACUUAACUAUUUCCUAAAUCAAGAGAAGAAGUUACUUAAAAGUGAGGGGAAAACUGAGACAACAAUGCGAGUGGGUAAUAGUCAAACAAAAGUUAAAGGUGAAGGUUCAAAAAAUAUACCAUUGGAGAAAGAAACAAGAAAAUCACUGGUUUCAUAUUCAGGUGGACAAAGGACAAGUGAUAAAAUCCAAGAAUAUCCACAGAUCACUGCCCAAAGCGGAAGACUGAUUGAAAAGAGCUCAGAGAAGAAACGAUCUAGCCCUGCUAUUUCAGAUCUUUCACAGAUCCUUAAGUCUCAAGAUGAAUCAGCAUUUUUAGAGAGUUCAAAUGAAGUUUCAGUUGCUGAAAACCAAUCCUAUAAAUCUCCAUCAGAGACCCAUGAUAAAUCACUUACAACAGUAUCAUCCAGCAAAGAAGUUCAAGAUUCACUGUCUGUUGGAACAUUGGCUCAAAAAAAUGAAACAGUGAUAUCACCAUUCAUUUUACCUCCUGUUCUUACAGAAAGUAAAAAGGCUGAUGUUUCAGAAGAACAAUUACAAAAGAUGACUGAAGAACAAACUUACCAAGCAGCAGAAAAAUCUCAAGGCAGUACAAGAAACAUGGUGCCGGCAUCUGCUUCUGGCGAGGGCCUCAGGGAGCUUCUACUCGUGCAGGAAGGUGAAAUGGGAGCAGAUAUGUCACACGCUGACAGUGAAGUUCCGGAUGAAAAUCUUAUGGUUGAAAAUAAAGAUUCAGUAACAAAAGUCCAAAUAGAACAAAUGAAACAAAGAACUUCUAGUAUGGAAAGACAUGAGGAGACUCUUACAACCCCACAAUUGCCUGAGGACAUGGUUUUAGUUUCAGGAAUUCAAUCUGAAACUAAAAAUCUUAAAGCUACCAGAAAUGAGAGUUUUCAUUCUCAUAAUGAUGUACCAGAAGAAAAUCUUAUGCUUGAACAAGACACAAAGUCAAAAACGGAAGUAGAAGUAAAGAAACAAAAAUCUUUCCAAGAUAAUCAACUCAAUACUCAUAAUGAAGUACCAAAUGAAAGGCUUGUAGUUGAGCAUCAAGAAUCAUUGUCAAAAACCAAAUUACAAGUAAAGAAACAAGAAACUUCUACAGAGCAACCACUCACCACUCCUGAUAAAGAACCAAAUGAAAAUCUUAUACUUAGGCAUCAAGACUCAAUGUCAAAAUCAGAAAUGCAAGUGAAGGAACAAAGAACUCUCAAAGGGCAAAGAAUUAUUACUCAUGAUGAAGAACCAGGCAAAAAUCUUGUGCUUGAACAUCAAGAUUCAGUGUCAAAACUGGAAAUGCAAAUUGAAAAAACCAAAAAACUUCCUAGAGAGAAAAGACAUAGUACUCAUGAUGAAGAAUCAGGUGAAAAUCCUAUGCUUAAACAUCAAGAUUCAGUGUCAAAAAUCCAAGUGCAAUUAGAGAUUCAAGAAACUUCUGAAGGAGAAGGACGUAGCAUACCAGAUAAAAAUUCUAUGUUUGUUCAUCAAGAUUCAGUGUCAAAACUCCAGAUGCAAGAAAAGAAAAAAAUAACUCCUGGAAGGGAAAGGCGUAAUACUCGUAUUGUAGUACCAAAUGAAAAUGUGAUUUCUGUUCAUCAAGAUUCAAAGUCAAAACUCCAAAUGCAAGAAAAGAAACAAAUAAAUUCUGGAGUGGAAAGACACAAGACGUUUCCUUUAGAAAUCCAAAAAAAGGAUAUAUCACUUGAACAUCUGUUGCCUGAGGAGAAAGUUUUAUUAUCAAGAAGCGAAUCUCAAACCAAGAAACUUCAAGCUAAAGUAACUUCAAGAAAAAUUAAAAAUGAAGCAGCCUCAGAACUUCCAGAUACAGCAGAAAAUCUUCCAGCAGUGUACCCAUCAAUUAGCGACCUAAUAAUUCAAUUUGAUUUAAACAAAGUGGUCGAGACUGAUAUAGAAAGCUUGAGAGGUGCUUUGGGAAGACGCUUAUUAAAUGAUGAAUUCAAGACACAAUCAAAGAGUUUCCCUGGGCCUGAUAUAGAACAAUUGACAGAUGCAUUUGGAAGAGAUAUACUAAAGGAUGAAUUCAAGACACGAUCAAAGAGUCUCCCUGAGACUGAUGAACGAUUGCAUAGUACAACUGAGAGAGGUACAAUAAAUGAUGCAAUUAAGACGCAGUUAAAGAGAAAGAGUUACCCUGAGACUGAUAAGGAACACUUAGCAGAUGAUACUGGAAGAGGUAUAAUAAAGGGAUCAAUCAAUGCACAACUAAAGGGUCACCAAAAGACUGAUAAGAACUUCUUUGCCUAUGCUACUGGAAGAGGUCUAAUGAAGGAGUCAACCACGACACAAUUAAAAAGGCACCCAGAGACUGAUAAGGAAUUCUUGGCAGAUGCUAUUGGAAGAGGUAUAAUAAUAGGGCCAAUCACUAUACAACUGAAGAGUCACCGAGAGACUGAUAAAGAACUCUUAAAAGAUGCUAUUGGAAGAGAUAUAAUAAAGGGACCAAUCAGUGCACAAUUAAAGAGUCACCAGGAGACUGAUGUAGAACCCUUGACAAAUGCCAUUGGUUCAAGUAAAACAAUUGGUGAGAUAAAGACACAACUAAGGACUCACUAUGAUGUGAACUUAUUUAAAAACAAAGAUAUGUCCGUACAACGUCAAGAAGGUAUCUUUACUAGGAGAAUUACACCAAGUAAAUUCCCAACAAAAGUGAUCAAUUUAUCACCCUUUGAAAAUAAAGAGGAAACUUAUGAGUACUCUUCACCCUAUGUGACUGCACCUUCAAAAGCAAUUUAUAGAACAUAUAGGGCUGGUCCAAGCUUUUCUAAAGACAUCCACCUUCCUUUACUGAAUCAACUCCCUUCAGGGCAUUCGAAAGUUGUUACCUUAAGCCAAAAAACUAUUGAAUUUACUCUGCCUACUGUGACCAAUACAAUUGGAAAACCUACCUAUAAAGGCUUUGGUAUCAGGAUGAUGCUGGCCUCAUAAAAUGAGUUACGGAGGAUUCUCUCUUUUUCUAUUGAUUGGAGUAGUUUCAGAAGGAAUGGUACCAGUUCCUCCUUGUACCUCUGGUAGAAUUCGGCUGUGAAUCCAUCUGGUCCUGGACUUUUUUUGGUUGUGUUACAUGCUGCUGCCCGAAAAUCUGUACCACACCCAUACUUUUGAGAAUGAAGGAAAUUCUGAGCAAGAUAAGCAACAUGACAAAUUCAGAAAUGCAGGAAAGGAAAUUGCAAGUAUAGAAGCCUUUUGAAAAUAAUACUGACUCGUGUGGAUGGUGCUUCUUGAAAAACAGCUGGAAAUACAGUGGAUCAACAGGGUAGGCCCAGAUCACAGAAGGCCUGACCAGGCAGUGAAUGUGUCUUUACCAUAUGGAACAAUUUUGAACUUCUAAGAUCAAGCCUUUUUGUUGCUGAGGGUAAGAAAGGAGCUCUGUGAUGAGGUUCCAGCUUACUUCUAUUUGCCAGUGUCCCUGUAGUGCUUUCUGGUGUGAUGUAAAAUCAAUUAAACAAAACUUGUGCUCUGCA
This is a messenger RNA of Pan troglodytes (chimpanzee), 5041 nucleotides long. RefSeq names its product coiled-coil domain containing 7 (gene CCDC7). NCBI's taxonomy places the organism in Eukaryota, Metazoa, Chordata, Mammalia, Primates, Hominidae. The record is from RefSeq and is a predicted model, not a curated record. The coding region runs from base 345 to 4505 and encodes 1386 amino acids. The transcript is spliced from 45 exons.